Messenger RNA from Kockovaella imperatae, 599 nucleotides. RefSeq lists its product as hypothetical. NCBI's taxonomy places the organism in Eukaryota, Fungi, Basidiomycota, Tremellomycetes, Tremellales, Cuniculitremaceae. The record is from RefSeq and is a predicted model, not a curated record. Gene Ontology annotation, biological process: 2-oxoglutarate metabolic process. The transcript is spliced from 4 exons. Bases 103 to 513 code for a protein of 136 amino acids.
GACCAUCCAUUCAUCCAUCCGUCUUUGAUAUCUCUUCCUCCCUUCUCAAGGCCGCGACGAUCCCUCAUCCUGAGGCUGAUCAGUGGGACAUAGACCUCCAUCAUGCUCGCCUCACGAGUCCUCCGUGCAAAACCUGCUUUCACCCAUACACCGAUGAUUAAAUUCCUUGGCCAAAGGUCCUACGACAACGCUCCCCAUGCUCCCGCUCCCCAUCCUCAGGCACCUAAAGAAGUCGCUGAAAACUUUCAAUCCUUUCUCGCAAAGCUGCAAUCUAGUUCAAAAGGAUCAGAUUGGCCAAGCUCAACCCCAAAGGGUCAAUCAGUUGAACAGUCUUCAAAGGGUCAAACACCUCAAGACAAUGAUACAACCCGAGGACCAUUAGAAAAGAAGUCUGCGGAUUUUGAGAAUUUUUGGGACGCUCCAGAGAGGUUAUGGAUGCCGAAAGAGGUUUCUGAGCGGGAAAUCGAAGCAGUCAUGAGUGGAGGAGCGACAGAUAUACGUUCUGGGCCAUAGAAGGGAAUUAUCAGCAUGCAGAACAUCAAAUAGGCAUCCAAUCCAGUCAUUGUGGUCUGAUGAUGGUCUCGAUUUGGCCUCCUAGC